This is a messenger RNA of Microbotryum saponariae, 2947 nucleotides long. The record is from the annotation of a GenBank genome assembly. NCBI's taxonomy places the organism in Eukaryota, Fungi, Basidiomycota, Microbotryomycetes, Microbotryales, Microbotryaceae.
AUGUUCGACGACACAGAGAUGCCUCCACCAACGCCCACAAUACAGUCUGCAUCUGUAUCAACCCACACGGCUUCUGCGCCCGUCCCCAUCGCUGCGUCGUCGUCACCGUCGUUGUCCCACUCGUCGCACCGACCCCAUGGUCUCGCACCGGGGGAUCACCUCAACUUCUCCUUCUCGCCCAGUUCGCCACCUCAACUCACGUCCUUCCUGGCCGGGUCGACGUCGCAUUUUGGACUAGUCGACGAUAUGAACACCUCGACAGUGUCCCCUUCAUUAUUUUCGGCCGAUGCGUCGACCUCGACCGCGACAAUCGCCCAGUCCAUCGCCCACAAUCUCGGGCCACCUUCGCCGCCGAGAGGCGACAGUCCCGGGCCGAUAGCCAUGGACGAGGAUUCCGCCUCUACAACUCUGGGUUCCACUCUGUCGAAUCAACCCCUGUCCUCAUCGGCGCAGUCUCAGCAUUCGUCAGCUCAGCUGGCGCACCACUCGACCGUGCCGGCGGUCGGCUCGGCGGUCAAUCGCUCCAGCUCGACCUCGCAUUCGAGGACCAGUAUGGUUAACCACGAGGAUGCUCUGCGACGGGGUCCGCCCGCGGCCGAUACUCCCGGAGGUGAUUGCAAGAGUCUAUGUCUGAGGCAUCAGAGGAUGGCCAAUGGAGGUACCAACUUGAUGUUGCAAAAGGUGCGCACGCUCGAGCUGUUUCCCGUUUCCCCCUGCCCGGUCCUCAUCACUAAGCAGCGGUGGCGCUCUCUCCCUCUCGGUUUCCUGCCCUUGCUCCCUUCUCUCCUCCCGCAAUUUUCACCAACAGUCGAUCGAAAAUCUACCCCCGCAUGAUCAGAAUGCCGUCAACACGAUCUGGAGUCUGUUCUCGUCAUCGCCCUCGAAACGGCGACUGCUCAUCCUGCGGGGUCUCCUGACCAUUGCCUGUCCGUCGCAACUGUCGUUUCUUCAAGAUGCGCUCACUCUCGAGAUGCGGCUGGACCCGAUCGAACUACUACCCCGCGAAGUAUCCCUCAAGGUUUUUUCGUACCUCGACGCCAUCUCGUUGGGUCGCGCCGCUCAAGUCAGCAAGACAUGGAAGCAUCUCGCUGACGACGAUCUGCUGUGGCGCAACAUGUGCGAGCAACACAUCGAGCGCAAGUGCGAAAAGUGCGGUUGGGGUUUGCCGCUGCUCGGCGAAAGAAGAAGGAAGGCGCGGACCAUGAUCAAUGCCUUGCCAGCACAUCUCGUUCAGGAGCGAGGCGAGACGAGGCGAACCGCAGCGGCGAACCCCGACUCGCCGUCGGACAGCGAAGUUGACGCCUCGAUCAUUGCCGCCCACGCUCAGACCCACCAUAAUGGACCUGAAGAAUUGUCGACCCCUUCCACAUCGACGUCGGAGAUGGUCAUCGACGUUGUCGACUCGCAUCGAGCCAAGCGAGCCAAGACACAAUCGCCUGGCCCAUCGCGCGCCGCAUCCCCGCGUCCUACCCCGACUUCACCCCGAAGUGGUGCUAAGGCACCGCAACGACCUGGGGCAUUGUCUGCGAGCUUGACAUCGGUCUCUGCGCCCGUCGUUCCAUCGACACGACCAUGGAAGCUUGUCUACUGCGAACGACUCGCGAUCGAGCGCAACUGGCGUCGCGGCCAGUUCGUCUCGACCGUUCUCUCUGGGCACACCGACGCCAUCACUUGCUUACAGGUCGCCGAGGAUCUUCCUCACCCUUCGUUCCCCGUUCUUAUGACCGGUUCGUGGGAUCGAAGCGUGCGGAUUUGGAACCUCGAGACCGGUAGUCAGGUUGGGGUGCUGCGUGGGCAUUUGCGAGGCGUGCGAGCGUUGCAGUUUGAUGCGCUCAAGCUCGUCACGGGAAGUAUGGACGAGACGCUCAAGAUCUGGAACUGGCGUACGGGUGAAUGUAUGCGCACGCUCAGGGGGCAUCGUGGUGCCGUCAUCUGCCUGACAUAUGACAAGCAAUUGCUCGUUUCGGGUUCCGGCGACACGACGAUCCGAGUCUGGGAUUUUGGAACGGGCGAGGUACAAACGCUGCGAGGACAUACCGAAUGGGUCAACUCGGUUGCGCUGUACGACUCGAACGCCGAAUGCGGCACCGGCGGAUCUGCGACACCCAGCGCCGACGGCGAGCUUGGAGGCGGCCCGACGACGAACCCCGAGGCUGCCCGAGCGAGCAGCAAGGGCAAGUAUCUCAUUUCCGGCAGUGACGACAUGACAAUCCGCGUCUGGGAUCUGUACACCCGACAAUGUGUGCGCGUCUUGACGGGUCACGUGGCGCAGGUGCAAAGCAUCAAGAUCACCGUUUCGGAUGAGCAACGCACCCCUGGCUUCCCGGCUUCGAGCUUGAACCCCAAGAACAAGCACCGCAACAGCGACAACAAAGUCGAGGCAAGAGGUCGCAUGAUGCUCAAUGGUCCCUCGGUAUCGGCGCAACGAGAUGACGCCGGCUCUUCCUUCACGAGUUCGACGGCCUCAACUUCGUCGUGCAGCUCCAACCGUGAGACGAACGGGCCAGCUUUAAUGAACGCAGCGACCUGGCAGCAGCAACAGCAACAACCGUCCCAAAGGAAUCAUCGAGUCGCAGGCCUGUCGCCGAACCCGCAGGUCAAGCUCGACCCGCUCGAGUUGGCCAACGACAAGAAGCCCCUGAUCGUUUCGGCUUCACUCGACAACACGAUCAAGGUGUGGGAUGUUGAGUCGGGUCUCUGUCAACGGACGAUGUUUGGACACAUCGAAGGAGUCUGGGACGUCGACGUGGACAAGUUGAGGAUCGUUUCGGGCAGCCACGACCGAACGCUCAAGAUCUGGGAUCGCGAUACGGGAAAGAGUCUGCACACCUUGGUCGGCCACACGAGUGCCGUGACGGCUGUCGUCUUGCAAGAUCAAUACGUCAUCACCGGUGGCGACGAUAGUCAGGUUCGCAUUUGGAACUUUGCCCGGUCGAAGGCCGAGUGA